Penicillium daleae is the source of this 627-nucleotide messenger RNA. Its product is annotated as putative DnaJ chaperone (Caj1). The record is from RefSeq and is a predicted model, not a curated record. The transcript is spliced from 2 exons. Bases 1 to 627 code for a protein of 208 amino acids. Lineage: Eukaryota; Fungi; Ascomycota; Eurotiomycetes; Eurotiales; Aspergillaceae.
AUGUUGGCACAGAUGCAGGAUAUGCGGGCACUGAAGAUUUGCGUUCGCUCUAAUCGAGAAUCCCUAAAAUCCCACCCCGAUCGAGUCCCCGCCGACUCCCCAGAAAGACCAGCUCGAACGCAAAAGUUCCAAGAAAUCAACGAUGCCUACUACACCCUCUCAGACCCCACCCGCCGCCGCGAAUACGACCAAACCCGCGCCUUCGAACAAGCCGAGGAAGAAGUCGACGAAGAAAUCCCCCAAGGCGGCCGCAGUUUCCCAUGGUCCGCCUUUGGCUUUGGCUCUCGCGAUGAGCGCGACGCCGAUCAGUUCGGAUCCGUGUUCGAGGAGAUGCUGCGCGAAGAAGGGCUGGCCGAGGAAGCUGGCGAUGACGGGAACCGGCGCACCCGGCCCACGGGUCGAUUUUGGGCAAUCGUUGGUGGAGUUAGUGGUGGUGCGCUGGGUUUCAUUGUGGGCAAUGUUCCUGGGGCGUUGGCGGGUGCUGUUGCUGGGAAUCGGUUGGGUGCUGUUCGUGAUGCGAAGGGGAAAAGUGUCUAUGAGGUUUUCUUGGACCUUCCACAGCCGGAUCGGGCGCGGCUCUUGAGUGAGUUGGCGGCCAAGGUGUUUCAAACUACGAUGGGUCGGUAG